Molecule: messenger RNA, 1127 nt
Organism: Phlebotomus papatasi
Lineage: Eukaryota; Metazoa; Arthropoda; Insecta; Diptera; Psychodidae
Product: integumentary mucin C.1-like
Exons: 2
Coding region: 176-991 (271 amino acids)
Molecular function (GO): chitin binding
Source: RefSeq, a predicted model, not a curated record
GUAAGAUUCGUCGAUACAUUUCCCAUUUAACUAAUAGAAAACUUAUAGAAUUUUUAAGAUUUUCUUUAAUCCUUUGAUGAAGAACUCAAGAGUAUAAUAGUAAUUGCUUUAUUGGAGUAUAUAAGAACCCGAGAAAUCGUCUAUAAACUAUCAGUUGCUUUCUGAACAUUCGAAAAUGCAGUGUACAGUGAUCUCAGUUUUUGUGCUAGGUGCCUUGGGGGUUGUGAUGGGAGAAAAUUUGGAUGCCCAAUACGAUGGACAACCAGGAUGCCUCAUCCGCUACGAAUUUGACCACCGUUACUGGCCUAACAACUUCGAUCGCCAUGCGUAUUGGGAGUGUCAAGAGUGGGGUGUAGGUGCUGUGAGACACGAAUGUCCACCUAAUAUGAGUUUCCAAGCUUCUGAGCUAAAAUGUGUCCCAGACAGCGACUGGCAGAAAACUCCAUAUAGUGAACCACCCACUAGGCCUGGAUAUACAUCACACGAUCAAUGUGAACCAUUCACACCUUGCCCUACAACUGAAUCCACGACAACAACACCUUACACAACUACAACCACAACCACAACACCUUGCACGACCACAACUACGACACCGUGCACAACUACAACCACAACGGAACCAGCGCCUUAUCCCACUGAUACCACACCACCAUGCACAACGACAUCACCAAAGCCCUGUACGACAUGUCCUACUGAUCCCACGAGACCACCACCAACGCCAGAACCCUUUCCAGUUGAUGGUGAAUGCCCAGGAGCAGCACAACAUCAAUAUGAAGCUGGACCACACAGCUGUGAACCACCUCCAUGCACUGCGGAGCAAUGGCUGAAAGGUACACUUCUUCCCACAAGAGAUCCUACAAAAUUCUUCCAAUGUGGUCCAGGCGUAGGUAAUCUGUUUAUAAUGCCAUGUGCACCGGGCACCUGCUUCAGCUUUGAUCAUCAAGUUUGUGUUCAUAAUUAUGACUGGAAAAAUCCAUGCACCAAUAAGUAAAAAAACCGUCAAUGUGUGUGUUGUAGAAAUACUGCCAUUCCAUAGAACAGGAACAGAAUUAUUCAAACAAAAUAUCAAAGUAAAAACAUAAAUUUGUAUAAAUUAUAAAAUAAAUAAAAUUUGGUACGAAUUUCAA